AUGGAAGAACUUUUGUUGGAUGAAAGCGGAGCGCUUGUGCAAUUUCUGGAGGCAGUGGAACAAUCAAGCCCAAGCACUCUGCGUGCAUUAGUCUUGAAAGUACUUUCUCAUCCUCAAAUUUUCUGCGGAUUUGAUCAACUAAAAGCCAUUGUAAAGGUCAAAUCUGAAGACUCCCAACUACUUGAAACGUUGGAUUUGUUUUCGUAUGGGGCCUAUCAGGAUUUCUCUCAAAACCAAGACAAAUACCUCUCUUUGAAUGACCUGCAAUUGUCAAAACUCCGUCAGCUUACUGUAUUAACGACUGUUCAGGAGGCGUGCAAGAAUGGGGUCUCUCUCCUGAGCUAUAGCUCGCUUGGAGAAGCUCUGGGCAUCGAUAGAGAUAACGGAAGAGGGAUCGAACAAAUCAUCAUAUCUUGCAUAUAUGCACGCGUUUUGAACGGCAAGCUUUGCCAAAAGUCGCAACAGUUCAAAAUUGCUGUUCCGCCCUGUUGCUCGCGCGACGUGACGCCAUCGCAAAUAUCGGAUAUCUUGACAACUCUUGAAACACUACGGGAUAGGCUGGAGUCCUCGAAUGACCGUUUGGAGAAGGCCCAGAAUUUUGUUCGUGGAUGUGUUGAGAGAGACGAUUCCCAUUGGAAGACCAUCAAGGAGCAAGCGAAACAAGCACAAUCCCAAUCUCCAAACGCUGCAACUGGAAUUGGCGCUUCAAACGUCCGUAAUGCUCUCUCUGCUGGCUGGUCAGCAGAUCAAGGCAUAGCUGGACGCAGAUUUAGUGCAAGUCGGCAGUCGAAACGCUCCCGUGGAGGAAUGGGAUCUUUCACCGAAUCCAACUUCCAGAGAUUCUAA
Cylindrotheca closterium is the source of this 846-nucleotide messenger RNA. The record is from the annotation of a GenBank genome assembly. NCBI's taxonomy places the organism in Eukaryota, Bacillariophyta, Bacillariophyceae, Bacillariales, Bacillariaceae.